Molecule: messenger RNA, 7824 nt
Organism: Magnusiomyces paraingens
Lineage: Eukaryota; Fungi; Ascomycota; Dipodascomycetes; Dipodascales; Dipodascaceae
Exons: 4
Coding region: 1-7824 (2607 amino acids)
Biological process (GO): DNA integration
Molecular function (GO): zinc ion binding; nucleic acid binding
Source: RefSeq, a predicted model, not a curated record
AUGACUUCCCGUGUCACAGUUCAACAGGUUAUGGGCCGCACUUCGGCUUAUAUUAAUCUUACUUCCUCUGAAAAACUCACUCCUCUCAACUAUCAUGUCUGGGCUACUAAGAUCCUUUUGGGUCUUCGUGCUAUGAAUAAUGGUGUCCACCUUUAUGUCGAAGCUGGUACUGUCAAUCCAGCUGCUAAUGAAUCCCUCGAAGACCUCACCGCCUCGCUUGAUACCGUCGUCCAUGAUGUCAUCCUCAACAACAUUUCUCCUGAGUUGAUCGAACAUGUUAAUGAUGUGGCCAUUAGAGGCCGUGACCUCUGGCUUUAUCUUCAUCAGGAGUAUAGUCAACUUCAACCCGCCGAUGUCAUCUCACUUAUGAAAUCCCUCUAUGCUGGCAAUAUUGAUGUUGGUCCAAAGUUUGUUUCUUCUGUUCGUUCUUAUGUUGCUACAUGGCGUUCCAUCUACCAAUCAUUGUCGCCUGAUUCGGUUGUGGCCUUCAACGCUUUGGCCUCAAUGGGUCCCAAUUGUGAGCGCUUCAUCCAGUACGCCUUGGAGCACCGCUUUGAUAGUAACAACAAUACUGACAACCUUGAUAUCAACAACUUCAUCCGGAACACUGAUAAAUGGGCCAAGUUGUUGAAGAUUACUGGACCUCCAGCUACUCUUUCGACUGAAGCGUUCGUUGCUUCAUCAAAGAAGUACAAUAACAAAUCUAAGGGUGAUGGUAUUAAAUGUUUCCGUUGUAAGAGGCGUGGUCAUACUUCCAACAAUUGUCAUGUCUCUUGGGAAGAGGUUCAGGCUGCUCGCCAAGAUAAUAAGGAUGACAAGGAAUCUAAGGAGGCUAAAACCUCAAGAGGUUGGUUUGCUGAGACUAUUGAUGAAUUUUCUGAGAUAGUUGAUGAUGAUCCAUUUGUGAGUUCCGCUUUUGUGUCCGAGACAUCUGUUGUUUCUGAAAAGUUUGGUAACAGUUGCUCCGAGUCGUUUGAUGAUUUGGAAUCCGAACUUUUUGAUUCUUCUGAGCCGUGUGUCGGCGAUGAAGAUUGUUUUGUUGGUCAAGUUUCUGAGUAUUGUUCAAACUCAGGACUUGAUAUUGAUUCAGUUGGUAAACCGUUUGUUGGUUCCACUGAUGAUUCUUGUUUUAUUUCUGAACCGUAUGUCGGUUCUACUGUUGUUUGUUUGGAGUCUGAACCGUGUGUCAGUUCAGCUCCUAUUUGUUUUGAUUCUGAAUCGUUGGUCGAUUCGGAUGUUGUUCCUUUUGAUUCUGAACCGUUGGUCGGUUCUUCUUUUAUUUCUUGUUCUGAUUCUAAACCGUUGGUCGGUUCUGAUGAUGAUAUUGUCUUACCUUGUUUUGAUUUUUUGGUGGAUUCAAUUACUGAACCUUCUCCGCCUAUUGUUAAACCUAUUGUUACACCAAAAUCCCGUUUUUCUCCAUUCUUUUACUUAUCUUUUGUUACCAUCAUGUUGUUUUCCUUGAUUUUAAUUGUCGUCUGGCAUCCUUCUUCAAUCUUGGAUUUAAGUCAUUCAGUCCAUCAUGUUUUUGUUGCUGAAUCUACUACUUCUGCUGAGGCCAACUUAGUUGUUGGGUCUGAUUCUUUUGACUUUAUCCAUGAUACCGGUGCUACCAGUCACAUUUGCAAUAACAUCUCAUAUUUUUCUUCUCUUCGUCCCACUUCGGCUACCAUUCGUGGUCUUGGUUCUGCUACUGCUGAGGGGGUUGGCGACAUUGUCGUCGAUCUUCUUGGUAAAGAUGACCAGCCUUGUGACCGCGUUGUUCUUCGAGAUGUUUUAUAUGUUCCUAAGAUUCCUCGCAAUUUAUUUGCUGCUCGUCGAGCUACUGCUGGUGGUUGUCGGUUCAUUCAAGACCUUAACCAUAUUUCUGCUGUCGAAAAUGGCAAAACUCGAGUCCACGCCAUUGCCAUGGGUGACUUGUACUUUUGUCGUUUCCGAGUUGUUUUGCCUUCCAAGCCAGUCCAUGAGGUGUUUGCUGUUGAGUCGUCUGCCAAUCUUUGGCACAAGCGACUUGGUCACGCCAGUGUGGACGUUCUCAAGAAAUUAUCUAAGUCACUUUCUGUCAAGCCUACUCAUUUUGAGGUUGUGGAUAGUCAUAAGUGUGACGCUUGCUUGGGUGGCAAAGCCACAGCAUUGCCAUUUAAUGGUACCACAGAAAAAGCUAGUCGUCCUUUGGAGUUAUUUGUUUCUGAUUUAAGCGGUCCUCAUGUCGCUACCCCUGUGGGUCAUCGUUAUGUCUUAACCAUUAUGGAUUAUUAUUCCAGGUACUCUUAUGUGGAGUUGUUGGUUAGGAAAAGUGAUGCAAGUCUUGCCAUUCGUAACUUUAUUGCUAGGUGUGAAUCUUAUUUUUCUGGUGAUUCUGCUGGUGAUCGAGUUGCAUAUUUUCAUUCUGAUAAUGGCGGCGAAUACAUUUCCAAAGACCUGGAGCAGUUCUUUGUGUCUAAGGGUAUCAAGCAUACUUAUACAGUUCCUCAUACUCCUCAACAAAAUGGUGUUGCUGAGCGAUUGAAUCGCACAUUAUUUGAGAAAGCCAAGUCUAUGCUUUUAUAUGCUCAUGCUCCUGAAUACUUAUGGGGUGAAGCUGUCAAGUCAGCUAACUAUAUUAGGAACCGUCUUCCUAGUCGUACCACUGGUGGUGUUGCACCUCUUCAACUUUGGACGGGUAAACCUCCUAGUUAUCACCAUAUGAAAGUAUUUGGUUGUCAAGCUACAGUUGUUCUUCCUGGUGCUAAAAGAGAAUCUAAGUUAAGUUCAAAUACUGAAGCUGGUGUUUUUGUUGGGUAUUCUUUGGAUCGUACAGCUUAUCGAGUUCUUCUUGAUUCAAGCAUUGUUGAAGCCAGGAGUGUUUACUUUGAUGAGUCCAAGUUUCCAUUUAUGAAAAGUGAUAAGGACUUGUCUAUUAAUGGUACUGGUGUUGGGUUUAGUGUUGGGUCUAGUAUUGGUUCUGGUUCAGGGUCCAUGUCAGGACCUUGUUUUGAUUCUAAGGGGACUGGUUUAGGAUCUAAUGUUAGGGUUAAUUCUAUUGCUAGUUCUGAUUCAAGUUCUGGUUCUAGUUUUGGGUCUCAUAGAUCUUUACCAGCAUCCUCAUCUGGUUCUGGUUCUGGUUCUAUUUGUGCUUUACCGUCUCCGUCUUCUUCUCCGUCUCAUUCUCCGUCGCUUUCUUCUUCUUCUUCUUCUAUUAUCGUUCAUAAGCCUCGUUCUGUUCGUCGCAUUUUGUCUACACCUUCUGCUCCUCUUGAGUCUCCUACUCUUCCUUCUAUUCCUUCUGUUCCAUCUCUUCCUAGUUCUCCUAUUCUUCCACCUUCAGAUCAUGAUGUCUCUAUCUCUCCUGACUCAAGUCCUAUUGUUUCUCCUUCGGAAUAUAUUCCUUCACAAUUAGACUUAUCUGAAGCUGGUCCAUCUAUUAAUGAAUCUGAUAUUUCUGGUGAUUCUGGGAUCUCGCAACGAGGGGGUGAUAUUGGGUUUCAACCGUCUAUCAUUGCUUCGUCUCCCAUUCCACCACCUUCUGUUGAAUUGGAAGUAGUGCCACUUAGUCAAGAAUCUCCUUCGUCUGAUCUUGUUAAUUCUCUUGACCAAGCUGGUGUUAGUGUUGUCACUAAGGAUGAUACUCAAGCUGUUUUGCCUAAAUCUCGAUCUCGUGUUGUUGCUGUUCGUUUACCUUCUAUAACUCCUGCCAAACGCCCGAGUUCUGAUGACAUUGUUUCACCUCCUUCUAAACAUCUUUGUGAAAAUUCUUUGAAACAAUCUCCAGUGUCUGCAACACCUGCAAAACGUCCAGCUGAAGAAGAAUGUAUUUCUUAUCGUCGUCUCAAAUCUCUCCGCUUUGAGUAUGAUGAUGUGGCUUUACUUGUUUUUACAGAUCCUAGUAGUUUUGAAGAAGCUAUGUCUAGUGAAGAAGCUGAGUUUUGGCUUGAAGCCUGUGUUAUUGAAAUGUCGUCUCUUAAACGCAAUGGUACUUGGGAAUUGGUUGAUCUCCCACCUGGUCGCAAGGCUAUCAAUAGCAAAUGGGUAUUUAAAGUUAAGCGCAAAGCUGACGGUUCAAUUGAACGUUACAAAGCUCGUCUUGUGUGUAUUGGAUUUUCGCAAGUUGAAGGUAUUGAUUAUACUGAAACUUUUGCUCCCGUUGUUCGUUACGAGACUGUGAGGAUUGUUCUUGCUAUUGCUGCUCAGUUUGGGUUCCAGGUUCAUCAUAUGGAUGUCGAGACUGCAUUUCUUAAUGGUGAUCUCAAAGAAGAUAUUUAUAUGAGACAACCUAAAGGCUUUGUUGUCAAAGGUCAGGAAUCUAAAGUGUGUCAUUUGAGGAAGUCUUUAUAUGGUUUAAAGCAAGCUCCUUUGUGUUGGAAUGAGAAGAUUCAUGGUGCUCUUGUCAAACUUGGGUUUAUUCGUAAUGAAAGUGACUACGGUGUGUAUACCAAAGGAUCUGGGUCUACCAUGGUUAUUAUCGCACUGUAUGUUGAUGAUUUACUUAUUUCUGGCAAUUCUUCUGAAGUCAUUGCCAAAACCAAGUCUUCUUUGUCAUCUAUGUUUAAGAUGAAAGACUUGGGCCCAGUCGAGCAGUUCCUUGGCAUGAGAGUUAAGCAGUCACCUUACCAUAUUACUGUGGAUGUUUCACGUUAUAUUUUUGACAUGUUGGAGGAGUUUGGUAUGCAGAAUUGUUCAAGUGUCAAGACUCCUUUACCCACUCGUGAUCUUUCUGAUUUUUCCGAGUCUGACUCUGCUACCGAUGCCUCCAUGUAUCGCAGUAUUAUUGGUAAGCUGAUUUAUGCUGCUAAUUGUGCUCGUCCUGAUCUUGCUGUUGCUGUUAGCUUUCUUUGUCGAUAUAUGCAGAAUCCUAAGUCUAUUCAUAUGGAAGCUGCUAAGCAUACUCUUCGUUAUCUUAAGGGUACUGCUGAACUUGGUCUUGAAUAUCGAGCUCAGAAAGUCUACAAGCUUGUUGGCUAUAGUGAUGCCGACUAUGCACAGGACAAGCAGGACCGUAAGUCCUUUACUGGGUAUGUUUUUAUUCUGUCUGGUGGUCCCAUUACUUGGGCUUGCCGAAAGCAAGUUAGUCCUGCAUCGUCCAGCGUCGAGUCUGAGUACAUGUCAUUGUCUGAUGCGUCUAAGGAAUGCUUCUGGAUUAAUCAGUUGUUGUCCCUUUGCAAGAUUCCUGUUCCGUUGCCAGUGACUAUGUUUGAGGACAAUCAGGGAUGUAUUGCAUUGGCUCAGAACCCAGUGUUUCAUCGUCGCACCAAGCAUAUUGAUGUUCGUUAUCAUGUUGUGCGUCACUAUAUUCGCAGUGGAGUGAUUCAUCUGGAGUAUCUUGAUACUCAAGUGAUGUUGGCAGAUAUGUUUACUAAGAAUCUUGGUCGUGUGAAGUUUGAGACAUUAAGGGGACUACUUGGUAUGAAGGCAGUAGGUGAUUCUGCGACAAGGGGAGGUGUUGAGCAUGCAAUGUUGUCGCAGACUAGUGCAGUUGAUAAUGCACCAGCUGCUCGCGAAGAUCCUCAGAGUCAUCUCUGGGGGAUUACCAAGUUUGUCGACAUUUUCAAGUCAAGAUCUGGAGGAUGGAGCCCCUGUGAUUCAGUUGAAAUCCCAGCGCUAGUUGAAGCAACUUCUGCAGCCUUCGUAAAAGGUCGAAGAAUUAUUGACGGUUCAACAAAAGUGGUGCCAAAGCAGGAACCCAAGCAAGAACCCAAGCAGGAAUCCAAGCAGGAAACCUCGAAGAAAGCUGGCCACUCUGAUACCAAGCAAGGAAAAGGGAAGCAGUGGUCCAAGGGGUCCGGUAGCAACAAGAGGCGCAACAAUGAAGACAAGCAAGCUAGAAAGUCGAACUCUGAUGGUCAAAACAGAGUUGCUGCCUUGAAAGCUACCGAAUAUCUUGAGGUGGCUCGCGACGAUGUUGAAACUCUUUGCUCUGUUGCUCGGGCUAUCCAAGACGUAUUUGAUAAUGACGGCGGAAGCAGUGAUUAUUCGCCAGUUGCUUUUCUUCCACCUGCCAACCAAAUCGCCUCUGUGGGUGAAACAAAUCUUCCAAAUGUUCUUGAUUCUGGAAAUGCUACUGGUCAUCUUAUCUCAGACAACAGCUACUUUGUGUCGUAUGAGAAAUACAGCAGCCCCAAAACCAUCAGCUCCUAUGGUGGUUCCGACAUCGUGUUAGAAGGGGAAGGUAAAAUUGCUGUUGUAUUAAAAGGUGACGGUGGCACCAAUAUUUGCCAUAUUGCUGACGCACUUUAUUUUCCUGCUGGGUCUAGCAAUUUGUUUUCUGAUUCUGUCUGGCGCACGCACGAUGUUUCUUUUCAUACGGUCCCAAGUGGGGACUGUCUGGCCUAUUUUGGUGAGGAAAAGGUUGGUAGGGUUGGUGGUGCCAGAGAUGCCAAGUCUCACAUUUGUGCCAACAUUGUUCCGGUAAAGUUUACUAGGAAUAUCCUCGCUGUUGGAAAGGGACUUCCUGUCCUCUCACCGUCUCUCAAAUUUAUUGCAAAGGAGGCCGUGUUGAAUUCGCAGGCACUUGACUGUCAUGUUCGGUUUGCUCAUUGCUCUUUGACUUCGGUGAAGCAUUUAGCCAAGCUUGCUGAUCCUCCCUUUGAGGUGACCAAGCGUGACGAAGAGUUGAUCAAGGACUGUGUCAUAUGUGGCACGUCAAGAAGCAUUAAGCGGUUCACUUCUCCGGAUAAGCAUAUAGCUUCUGAAUCCACGGCUCCGUUAGCCCAGAUUCAUGCUGAUCUCGUCGGUCCCAUAGGUCCUGCCUCUUCAGGGGCCAGGUACAUGCUGAAUAUCAUUGAUGCAUUUUCUGGUUACAUCUAUGCUUUUGCUCUGGAAUCUAAGGAUGAAGCUCCUGGGAAACUUAUCCAGUUCUUUAAGCAGUUUGUGCCCAAAGCUGCUCGCCGUGCUGCUGACGGCAAGGCCACCAAGCUUAUUACUGACAAUGAUUGGGGCGUCAUUCAUAUUUUAACUGCUCCUGAUGAACACCAACAAAAUGGAAAAAUUGAGCGUGCCCACCGCACACUUCGUGAGAUAUCUACUAGAGCCUUGAUGCAGUCGACACUCUGGGCCAAUAUCUACUGGGACUCUGCCUGGCUCUACGCUGUGCAGGUAUAUAAUUUCUCCAUAGUUAAUAAAGCCGGUAUAUCACCUUAUGAAGCCUUUACGGGCAGAAAACCACCUAUAGCACUAGUGCACACAUUUGGCUGCCUAGUUUUUGUCAUUAAAUCUGAGUCUCAGAAACUCAAAGGGACCCUUCAGCCUCGGGGCGAGCCUGCUCUGUAUUUGGGUCCCGACCCGUUAAAUCCUAAGAAUUUUCUAUGCAUUACGAGGAACAAGCGCAUUCGGCGCUGUGUACACGGCAACUUUCGUGACCAUGUCUUGCCUGGCGUUAAAUUUUUUGGCGAAAAGCCAAUUUACGAGGGUGACAUUCUCAUUGACUACAGUGAGGUUGGAAAUCGUGACCCUGACUACAGUGACUCUUCCACUGAUGAAUCAGAAAGUGAAGAUGAAUCUGACUCUGACGACUACUCUCCCACUUCACUCUCUGGUGGUGGUGGUGGUGGUAACUUUGGCUGGACCUAUGUGGGCUCUGAGGGAAGGAGCCACAGAUCCAGCAGAUUGGAGGACCAGGAUUCUACUUCUACACCACCGACACCUAUAACUGAAAACUCUUUUCAACCGUUGGAAGAUGAUGAUGUGGAGCUGGUUGCAGAUGAAUCAAUUAGUGUUGUUGAAGACAAAGAUACACUUCAGUCUGAGGACCAUAUAUUGCUCGAAGAUUCUGCUGUUGAUGAUGCUGAUUUGAGAUCGGUGAACUCCAACGUAGCUGGUCGCCCUGGCUCCGAAGAUACUAACUGUUGA